AUGCGCGACAGCUCCUCGCCAGAACUAUCACCACCACCUUCCGGCUCCGUCUCAGAACCUGGCUCGCCUUUAACUAGUCGGCCGAAUAACAAUAUGGACAUGGACGAGAUUGUCGUCGACCCUUCCCAACCCCGUUUCGGCGUCCUGACAGGAAACGAGCAGCCGCAACCGGAAGUUCGCCUGACCGCUGCUGGCUUGCCGCGUAAGAAGCCCGGUCGCAAGCCUGGUUCUACCGUCAAGCCCAGAAACCCAGAUGAGCCGCCAAAGGUGCGUCGGCCGCGAAAGCCUCGAGACCCAAAUGCGCCGCCCAUUCAGAGGAAGAGGAAAUCGGCACCGGCCCAGGAUGCCGAUGCAGGCUCGGACUCAAAGUCUCUCGCCGCUGCAGCUGCCUCUUCUUCUACGCCGCCUCCUUCUCGACAGACCAAGAUUACAGAUAUAGUCCGUGCUAGCUCCGACUCCCGACCUGGCUCUGCCCAGCCAGAACACACAGCGCAGAAGGCGCCCAAACGAGAAGAACUACCGCGUUCGAUGCAAAGCAUUCUUAAUGCCGAGCCAGAGCCCGAGUCGAAGCCACAAAGCGCAACUCUGCCGACGCGUACUAGCGGGCAUUACGACCCUAUCCGUGGUAGCUACGACCCCGUAAGAGGAAUCUUUGGCAACGCGUCAUCGCCGAGACCCGCAACUCAAACCGUCAACCGACCCAGCGCGUCGCCUUCAAUUGCUAGUCUUGUCGACCCACCCGCACAGAGCGUCACGUCGCCGUCAACCCAGGCUUUCGGCGCCUCAACCCAGUCCCGGGUACAGGAGAAAGCAACUGUCUCUGAAUCACCCUCAUACCCCCUUAGAUCAGUACCCCAGCCUAUCUCGAAGCCAACUGCUCCCGAGCCGAAGAAGUCACUCGCUCCCCCGCCGGUGCCCGCCUCCAAGGCGGAUGCGAAGUCCAAAGAUGCGGCCUCUACUGCUGGCUCCAUCGCAAGCAAGAAGCCAUCGCCCAAGCAGAAGCCUCAGAGGUCCGGGAUCUCGUCGCCAAAGAUUAGUGCACUGGACGAUCCUCGUGGUGAUCCCCUUUCAGACCGAUCCAUUCUCGAUUUUGGCAGAGCCGAAAACGGAAAGGAAUAUAAGGCGCCGGACAUCGUCCUCGACAUCCCUAUCAAACCGGGCGACACCAACAUAUACGUGAACGUGAUGCGCAUGGCCGAGGAGAAGUACGGUUGGGAUGCUCUGCAUCCACGUCUGGCUGAAAAGCGGGACCGCAAGGCGCGUAUCGCUGCCGCCUCUGCCGCCUUGGAGAAGACGGCGUCGGGCCAAGAAUCGGGCGACGAGAUGUCCGAGGACUCAGACAAGGAGGCCAGUAAUGUGGAGAUGGGCGGCAUGACUAGCGGUGCGGACGUUCCUGAGAAGCCCAAGAAGAAGAAGCGCAAUUUCAAGGAAGACGAGUACGACAAGGACGAUGAUUUUGUCGAUGAUUCCGAGCUCCUGUGGGAGCAGCAGGCUGCCGCCAGCAGAGAUGGCUUCUUCGUGUACUCUGGACCGCUGGUGCCGGAGGUGGAGAAGCCCGCAGACACUAGACCCGACGGAUUACCCAAGCGUGGUCGUGGCAGCAGAGGCGGCCGCAUCGGCGGCCGUGGUGGCACUACUCGCAGCGAAGGCGGCACCGGCCGAGGUGGUGGCCCGGGCUCCAGAGGUGGCCGUGGAUCCCGAGGCGGUUCGCUUACUCGCAAACCGCGGAUCACCAAGUCGGAGAAGGAGCAGCUCGAGCGCGAGAAAGCCGAACGCCAACGACAGGCAGAGCUGAGCGCCAAGUCUACAAACGGCUAUUCGCUUCAGCCCCAGACACCUUCCUUUGCGGCAGGAAUGGCUGGAGCGUAG
Colletotrichum graminicola M1.001 is the source of this 1869-nucleotide messenger RNA. Its product is annotated as histone promoter control 2. The transcript is spliced from 2 exons. The record is from RefSeq and is a predicted model, not a curated record. NCBI's taxonomy places the organism in Eukaryota, Fungi, Ascomycota, Sordariomycetes, Glomerellales, Glomerellaceae. Bases 1 to 1869 code for a protein of 622 amino acids.